AUGACAACUGAUCAAAAGCAUUCAUCCGAUAAUACACUUACUGAGCAAAAAGCUAUCAGACGUACAGAGAAAAUAGCCCAGAUAUUUGAGUUAUAUGAGCAAAAUUCGAAGGUGUAUAAUAUGCUUUUUGGAGAAAUUGGGGUGCUAGUGAAAAAGCUAGAUGAUUAUCAUUCUGA
Racocetra persica is the source of this 176-nucleotide messenger RNA. NCBI's taxonomy places the organism in Eukaryota, Fungi, Glomeromycota, Glomeromycetes, Diversisporales, Gigasporaceae. The record is from the annotation of a GenBank genome assembly.